Molecule: messenger RNA, 857 nt
Organism: Coffea eugenioides
Lineage: Eukaryota; Viridiplantae; Streptophyta; Magnoliopsida; Gentianales; Rubiaceae
Exons: 1
Coding region: 51-719 (222 amino acids)
Source: RefSeq, a predicted model, not a curated record
CUCCGUAACAAAGCACCGAUCACUUCCAACUAAUUAGUAAUUAGUGCCCCAUGGGUGAAAGGGAUCAGGUUAGGCCGCUAGCUCCAGCCUCAGAAAGACAAAUCAGCGAUGAUGAAGAGGCCACCUCGUACUUCAAAGGAGCCAGCAAAAAAAGAUGCAUCAAGUGCUGUGGAUUCAUUUCUGCUCUCCUCCUCCUUCAAGCUGUAGUGGUCAUAGUCUUGAUCUUCACCGUUUUCAAAGUAAAAGACCCUGUUAUAAGACUCAAUGGUGUUACGAUCGAUAAGCUUGAGCUAGUGAACGGUACGAACGGUACAACUCCAAAACCUGGCUCCAACAUGACCUUAACCGCUGAUGUCUCCGUCAAGAAUCCCAACUAUGCAACUUUCAAGUAUCAGAACGCGAGCACCAGUCUCUUCUAUCAUGGCAUGUUGGUCGGCGAAGCGCAUACCCUGCCGGGGAAGUCCAAGGCUAGAAGAACCUUGCGGAUGAACGUGACAGUCGAUUUCAUCAUGGAUAAGCUACUCUCUUCUCCCAUGUUGAAGAGUGAUGUGGGUUCUGGUUUGCUUCCCAUGACUACUUACACGAGAGUUGGUGGGAGGGUGAACAUGUUGAAUAUUUUCAAGAAACAUGUUGUUGUGAGGAUGAAUUGCACCGUUGCUGCUAAUAUUACGAGCAGGACAAUUCAAAGUCAGGAAUGCAAGCGGAAAGUCAAGCUCUAGAUGGUACUUAGUUGGCCUUCCAUUUUUUGCUUCCGUUACAUAGUAGUGUGUUCUGUACGGUUAUUAAGGAUUGAUGUUUCAUCAUUUUAACUGCUACACGGGGGAAGGAUCGGAUGGUACGAUAGAGGAAGUGAAAGU